Molecule: messenger RNA, 1138 nt
Organism: Meloidogyne enterolobii
Lineage: Eukaryota; Metazoa; Nematoda; Chromadorea; Rhabditida; Meloidogynidae
Source: the annotation of a GenBank genome assembly
AUUGGCGUUUUGAUUUUUUGGCGUUUUUUGCGUUUCCUGGCGUUUUGACUUUGGCGUUUUUUGGCGUUCUGAUUUUUUUGAGAUUUUGAGUUUUUGGCGUUUUGACUUUUGUGUUUUGGGUUUUUGGCGUUUCGAUUUUUUGCGUUUCAUUUUUUUGGCGUUCUGGUAUUUGGGCGUUAUGAUUUUUGGCAUUUCGUCUUUUGGCGUUUUAGUUUUUUGAUGUUUCGGAGUUUUUGGCGUUUUGUAUAUUUUUUAAUUUUUGCGCACAUCCUUAAAUUCUUAAAGAUAUUCUUUGUUUGUUUUAAAAAUCAGAAUUUUCUUUUUUUCAGAACUUUUUUCUUUUCACUUAAAAAUUCUUUUCUUCUUUUUAAAUGGAUUCCCAAGAACAAUUUCAACUAGAACCUAUAAAACUAGCUGUAAUAAUUAAUUUUUUGGUAUUUGCUGGAUUUUCUAAUUGGGUAGCUCUUGCAUAUAUACAUGAUUUUAUUGGAAGGAAUCCUCUUCCAGAUAUCAUUUUCCAUUUUAUUGAUGAACAACCUUGGGCCAUUCCCCUCGGUGAUUUUAUGGUUAUGUUGUGCUCAAUUUCUUUAAUUUUGUUAUUUAUUUUUCACAAACACAGAAUUGUGGUUAUUAGAAGAAUACUUUUUAUUAUUGCUUGUUUGUAUUCUUUUAGGACGGUUAUGAUGUUAGUAACCCAACUACCAGCAGGGUAUAAAAACAACGAAGUGCGUUGUCGACCUUCAAUAAAUAAAAUAAAUAGAACUUUAUCAAUUUACUUAAUAAGAACAUUAGAACAAACAAUACAUGUUGGAUUACAAGAUAAUUCAAAACAAAUGCUUUGUGGCGAUUUUUUAUUCUCUGGGCAUACUUUAAUUAUGGUGAUUUCAGCCCUUUCAAUAUCCAAAUAUAUCGAUAGAAGAUUUAAAUAUAUAAAAUGGUUUCCUUUUUGUUUUGCUUUGAUAGGCAUUCCAUGUAUGGUUAUUAGCAGGUUUCUUUUAAUUUUGAAUUUAUUGAGAAAAAUUUUUCGGGAUAAAUUUUUGAAUUUUCUGAGGAAGUUUUUUAUGGAGUAAAGGGACGUCUGGGCGCAAAAUUGCAAAGGCGCGGAAUUUAAUUUUUGAAAAAAAUUUUUUUUAAUUUU